UUCGGAAUACAGUAAUUACCCAUGUUAUAAUUACCUACCUACACGUAGGUACCUAGUCUAUUAUAUAAUGAACUAAGCGUAUGUUUGAGCCCUCUAUGAAGAAUAAUAGGUAUAGCCAUCUACUACGAUACAGUAUCUUACUCACUUUGUUAUCGUCUCCGGUGUUAUCGAAGGUUUUAUUAUGGAAUAUUAUCGCUCCCAACAAGUUUUUUUCUAAUUUCAUUUCGAGUAUAGUGGUAAAAUGUAAUGAAACUUUGGAGCGUGUUCAUUCUGAAUUAUUGUGAUAUUAUUGUGCCUACGAAAUUAUCGUUUUUCCAAAUGCUGUUUCAGUUGGAGAUACUCCUUACUUAGGUUGUACCUAUAUUCAUAAAAUACACAUAUUAGAAAAAAAAAAAAAAAAAAAAUCGUGGCCCCAUAAUUUUGUUGCGACGGUGUGGUGGAAAUGGAAAUUGUAUGUGACGUGUAGCCUAUACGAGUAGGUAUACGUGCGUCGUACUUGAACAAACCCUACAAAAGAUGGAUAUCUUGAUUUUAACAGAUAUAACUGACAAUGGCGAAUCGUGAUAGCGUUGCAUCAUCGGAUGAACACUCGUUGAAAGAUGUACCUUUGGUGGACGAUGGAGCAAAACUGGCAAACAACCGCGAUAAUUUACGCUUGGAGGCGAAAAUGACCUUAUUGAAUGGAGUCACCGUAAUCGUGGGAAGUAUAAUCGGUUCUGGAAUUUUUGUUUCACCUACUGGAGUCUUGAAGUAUACCGGAUCAUCGAAUAUGUCGUUAAUCGUGUGGCUGAGUUCGGGCGUUUUCUCAAUGGUUGGAGCGUACUGUUACGCCGAGUUGGGCUGCAUGAUAUCGAAAACUGGCGCUGAUUAUGCUUAUAUCAAGGAAACAUUCGGCGAAUUUUUAGCUUUCGUCAGAUUGUGGGUAGAAUGCAUGAUUGUGAGACCAUGUUCGCAAGCCAUUGUCGCCUUAACGUUCAGCGUAUACGCAUUAAAGCCUUUUUUCGAAGACUGCGAACCACCGGAUUACCUUUCGAGAUUGUUGGCUGCUGUUUGUAUUAUGUUCUUAACGUUUGUCAAUUGCUGGAACGUGAAAUGGACUACAAUGGUGCAAGAUGUAUUCACAUUCGCCAAAUUAUUCGCAUUAUUCAUCAUUAUUAUCGCCGGAGUCGUCGAAUUAUUCAAAGGACACGUGGAGCAUUUCUCAUUUGAAAAUACAACCUCGGAUGUAACUGCGAUAGCGUUGUCAUUUUAUUCCGGAUUAUUCGCUUAUAACGGAUGGAAUUAUUUGAACUUCAUCAUCGAAGAAUUACAAGAUCCGAUCAAGAAUUUACCUAAAGCUAUCGCCAUCUCAUGCGCCGUUGUUACUUUUGUCUACUUCAUGACGAAUGUGGCGUUUUACACGGUACUUUCUGGCAAAGAAGUGUUGGAGUCUGAAGCUGUAGCAGUUACCUUCUCAAAUAAAGUGCUCGGUAGUAUUUCGUGGAUUAUGCCCAUUUUCGUGGCCCUCUCUACAUUCGGAGCUGUAAAUGGCAUUCUGUUGACUUCUUCGAGAUUAUUUUUCGCUGGUGCACGAGAAGGGCAAAUGCCAGAAAUUUUAACAAUGAUUCAGCUGAAACGUAUUACGCCGAUGCCAGCUGUACUUUGCAUAGCGAUACUAUCGCUUCUGUACCUGAUUGUGGCGGAUAUAUACGCGUUGAUCAAUUAUGUAGGAUUCGCUACUUGGCUCAGUAUUGGUGUCGGAGUUUUGUGUCUUCCAGUAUUACGUUACACGCAACCGAAUUUACCUCGUCCUAUAAAAGUCAAUUUGGUUUUUCCAAUAGUUUAUAUCGUUGCUAGUGUUUUAAUUACUAUUGUUCCUAUGAUUGCUAGUCCUGUCGAGACGGGUUAUGGUUGUUUGAUGAUUGGUACCAGUGUACCUGUUUAUUUCAUUCUGGUAGCUUGGAAAAAUAAACCGGCGGGAUUUUCUCGACUAAUCGGCGACGUUACGCGAACAUUGCAGAAAAUGAUGAAUGUUGCCGGUUCCGACAAUUCGGACAGUUAGUCGUUGAAUGGUGCUACCGGUGCUACGUGUGCUACGUGAACGUGUACGAGACACGAGGAAUGUUGUGUUGUGCUUGCAGUUCUCAAACAUACCGCGAAUUGGUCGUCGUUCUCUUCUUCCAUAUUUUUAUCAUAUCUAAAAUUUUCAAUUAACGAGUGUAUAUGUAUUCCUAAAUCUUCCUUCCGACAUUGAAAAAAAAAAAAAAAUACGUAGCCAAACUUGUAGGUUGCAUCUCGGUACGCAGAAAUAGGUAUCUCGUACUCUCUACGUGAUUUCAUCGGGCAAAGCAAGGCGAGGUGAGACGAGACAAACGUAAGACUUUGGAUGAAAUUGUUUUACGAGUAAUCUUCCUACUCGCAGUUUUCCAUUUAUAAAAACUCACGUAUGUAGGAGCAACCGACUGAUAUUUCUGCCCGUUACCUACCACCUACUGGUAGGUACUCGUACAGUCGUACAUAUAAAUGUGAAUUACCAAGAUUUGUAACUCGAAUAAUAUUUGGCUCUCGGCUCUCGCAAAAUUGAUCUCUUUAAAAUCGUAAUCCGUGAAUUAUUACCUACUAUAAAGUUAAGUUUGAUUAUUUUGACAAUAAUAUCAAAGUUUUUAUUUCAAAUAAGUCGUAAGUGAUUUAUCGAGUAUUACGAGGUCUAACCUCGGUUUAUUAUUUGUUUAUGUUUAUGUACUUGUAUGUAUGUAUAAGGCGAAUCCAAAUUACCUAUAUCUACAUGUAUGAUGUUUAUAAUAUCUACUCAGCCUACAGAGAAUUUAGAUACGUGGGGAUACCUAUCAGAUAUGUAUGUACAUGUACGUACCUACCUACCUAUCGUCUAAUCGCCAGUCGGAGUCGAAUUCAAUUAAUGAAUGAAAUAAAAUUUUUAAUCAACUUUAACUAAAAUCUGUAAUGCAGUUUUAAAAACUAAGUAUACAUAAUUGCUGUAAUUAGGUAGAUACCUACUUAAUAACAAUGCCUAGGUACAAGUAUAUACGUAAAGAAUACGUUUAUUUGGUAUCUCGAGACAUCCCGGUACGGUAGGCUGGUACGCAGUGUAGGUAUAAUCUGAUGGACAGACAUGGUAUGCAUUUUUGGUACAUACGUAGGUACCUAAGUCUUGGUAUAUUCGUAUUCGCAAAAAAAAUUAUUUCAUUACGAAACGCAUUAAAAGCUUAAGUAUUAAAA
Molecule: messenger RNA, 3216 nt
Organism: Planococcus citri (citrus mealybug)
Lineage: Eukaryota; Metazoa; Arthropoda; Insecta; Hemiptera; Pseudococcidae
Product: Y+L amino acid transporter 2
Exons: 13
Coding region: 551-2041 (496 amino acids)
Biological process (GO): amino acid transmembrane transport
Cellular component (GO): membrane
Molecular function (GO): L-amino acid transmembrane transporter activity
Source: RefSeq, a predicted model, not a curated record